AUGUAUGUUCUCGAAUACUCCGAAGAUUUUGGAGGUCCCGAAGAUGACUUCGCAUUCCAAAGAACCACCGUAGUCUACGAAAUGUCCGGCUCGAUCUACAGAGCCUACUCACGAAAGCGAUAUGAAUCAAAAGAAGGGAUUCAGUUCGGCGACAUGUACAGCACCAACAAGAUUCAAGGGGCUCUCAUUCUCCCGGAGUUCUCGGACAAAUUCAUGAAGGCUGAAAGGCCCUCGGAUUGUUCGACUGGUAUAUAG
Molecule: messenger RNA, 255 nt
Organism: Penicillium psychrosexuale
Lineage: Eukaryota; Fungi; Ascomycota; Eurotiomycetes; Eurotiales; Aspergillaceae
Exons: 1
Coding region: 1-255 (84 amino acids)
Source: RefSeq, a predicted model, not a curated record